AUUCCAGAAGCCAAACAAGCUUGGCGGUUAGUGGCGCUGUUUCUCCCCUCUCUCUUUCUCUUUUAUCCUGUAUGCACGUAUUCAGUUCGGUCUCGUUGCCCUCGUUGGCUGGCUGGGCUGGACCGUGUCGACGUCUGACGGAAAAAAACGACUAAACGAUAAUAACGGAGCACAAAGUUACUCAGUUUAUAGUUACUUAGCAACAGACCAGAUAAUCGGGAGAAAAUGUCACACCAGACUGGAAUUAAAGCCAACGAAGCGCUCAAGAAGAUUUUCGCCAAGUGUAGGGAUGGAAAGAUUCGCGUACUGAAAGUUUCUAUUGAAAAUGAGGAACUGGCUCCAUCUGCUUCCUCUAAACCUGUGGGAAAAUGGCAGAAUGAUUACGACAAAAUGAUAAAGCCACUGAUAGAAGAAAAUCAGCCGGCAUAUCUACUUUAUCGUCUAGAUACUAAAUCAGCAGACUCAGGGUAUGAUUGGCUUUUGAUCUCCUGGUCUCCAGACACUGCUCCAGUGAGGCAAAAAAUGUUGUAUGCCUCGACAAAAGCAACAUUAAAACAAGAAUUUGGGACAGCAUCGAUCAAGGAGGAGCUACAUGGAACUGUUGCAGAAGAUGUUACCUUGGAAGGGUAUCACAAACACAAAAGAAAUGAUGCUGCUCCUGCACCAUUGACUACUGCCGAAGAAGAACUCGCUGAAAUGAAGAAAACAACUGUACAUACAGACUACAAUAUUGAAACAAGACACCAAACGCUAAGUGGAGUUGCAUUUCCCGUGACAGAUGAAGCUAAACAAGCAAUAACUGAUUUAGGACAGGGUGUUCAUGAAUAUGUACAAUUGAAAAUUGAUUUAGAAGAAGAAAAAAUUCAUCUUGUUACAGCUGGUGAAGUUUCUUUGGAUAAAUUACCAACAAAAAUACCUUCUGACUCAGCUAGAUAUCAUUUAUACAAUUUUAAACAUACUCAUGAAGGAGACUAUAUGGAAGCUAUAGUUUUUAUAUACAGUAUGCCUGGGUAUAGCUGUAGUAUUAAAGAGAGGAUGUUAUACUCAUCAUGCAAGGCACCUCUACUUGAGCUUAUCCAAUCUCUGGAAGUAGAAAUUGUGAAAAAGUUUGAAGUGACGAGCGGUGAAGAAUUGGCGGAGAUGUUGGAAGAGCCGCCAGUGAAAAAGGGUACGGGCACGUCGACGCCGGCGACUCCGGCCACUCCGUCGACGCCUUGCGCUCCUCCGUCAAACUCAAUUAUCCAAAAGAAAUCCAAGCCGAAGCGAUCCUGUGUUAUAAGUUAACAGGCCUAUGAUAUUUUUGUGCCGAUAUAUAAUAGCAUCUCUUGUUGAUCUGAGCAGAGAUUUAACUGCUUAGAUUCUCUAAUCUAAGCAAUUAUAUCGAUGUAUUUUUCGAGUGCAGGAAAUCGUCCAGUAGUAGUUGGAUCGAUUGUGAUAUUGCGCGAAUCUAUCUUGGAUAUAUUUAAUGGCAACUAAUAGAUAUCGUAUUUUUCUGGAGUUUUAAAAAUUCUCGAAACUUAGGAAAGUGAUACGUAUUACAAUACGUAAUUUAAAGUAAUAACGAAAUAGAGAUCUAUUAUGGCAAUGUAUUUUUCUAAAUUACAAACGGUCUAUUCAAAAUCUGGGAUAUGUCGUUUCAAAGAACGCCGAAUGAUAUAUGCAGAAGUAUAUAUUAAUAAUCGUAGAGAUAUUUUUGCUCAAGGAAGGAUAAAAAAAAAGAAAGAGAUAGCUGGACUGAGAGCACAAAGAGAUGAUGACUAAAAAGAUUUUAUUUUUAAGACAACGCGUAACGAGAUGCCAUACAUUCAUUCUUAGUCUUUUUCAUUUUUUAGAGUUUUCGUGCAGACAUAUUAUAAAAAGUUAAGCCAAUUUAUCGCAGAUUUGUUUAGUGUUGAAUUUUGAAAAAUUCUUAAUAAUAAUACCGUGAUAUUACACUGAGAUCCUAUAUUUUUUGCUUAAAAAUAAUAAAAAUAGCAGUCUGUUUCACUUUGUUGUUACGAGAUAAGCAAGUUUCAUUUGAAAUAUCUGACUCAUAUCUCGAGCUUAAGUCUUUUGCAUAAGUUGUUUAAUGGUAGGUUAUUGUCAUUUUAGUCUUGUCUGUCAUUUAUUUAUUAUAACCCUACUAACAGCAUAACAAAAUAUUUCUCUUUUUCAUAAAAAACCCUUCAUCACAUUUGCUUUUUGCAGUUGCACAAAAAUCUUACAAAUGGCCAAAACAAAAUAAUGCGAUAUCUUUGAACGAUAAAUUUAAAGACCAGUGCACUGCCUGUAUAAUUAGUUCCUAGUCUUGAAACAAGUGAUAUAUUUAUAAGUUACGUGUGCAUUAUGCAGUUUUUUCAUAAUUUCGCCAAACAAAAGCUUAAAUCGAGUCUGAUGUCAAGGGCUGAUAUAUGUUGGAAUUUGCUUGGAACAUUAAAAAUAGCAGUAUUCAUUGAAGCAUGGAAUACAUAUUUUUAGGUUUUUAAAUUACUCGUAUUGUGCGAGAUCAAAUUGUAAUGCUUUCAUGAACCAGUGAUCCCACGAGAUUUUUCGAUAAAAUAUACCUUGAGAUUGUAGAAUAAUUUUUCGUUAAUGAAAAUUAACUUGAUAAUAAACUUAAUAAUGGAUGGAUUUACGACUUAUGUGAUGAAAGAAAAUAAAGAAAAAAGACUAGGAUUUUAUGUGAAAACUUCAAUUAUAAUUAACAGCACUUGCCUAAAUUCUGUAUAUAAUAAUGUUAAAAGAAAUUAUUCUAGAUUAUACAGAAAUUCUAUGCCGGAAAGAAACAUUUUAUGAAUAUUUUUCGACACAUCAUUUUCUCAAAUGACCAAUAUAAAUUGAUUGAGAAAGAUAAUUAAAAUGUGUAUAAAUUUAAGUUAUAUUUUUUGAAUGGAUAAAUAAGCGGAAACUUAUUGAUCUGAAAAAUAAUUCCAAAAAGAACUAAGUCUUCGGAUAUACUCUUCCAAAUUUUUUUCAUCGUGAGCGCUACUGUUGUCGAUGCUUCAAGCGUUACGUCGAAAAUAUAAUAUAUCAAAAGCCAGUGCUAGUAUUAUAUUUGUAUAUGUGUCAAAGAAAAAUUGUAUUUUCUCAAGACUGAUUUUGCAAAUUUUCCAACUACUUCAAACUUUUAUUAUUUCAAUCCAAGUUAUCUCAACUUUUUCCUCAAACUUGAAAAAUGUUACAUUCCAAAAUAGAAAAUAAUAGAAGCAAGGACGAGUAGAAAAAGAUCACGCUUUGAUAGUUGAAAGUUUGAAGCAAGUGGAAUACUCUAAAAACCGCCAAUUAUCGAAUGUGAAUUUAAAAAGCUUCCGUUUUAAUGUGAUCUUUAUUAAUUGUAAUGACGUUUUACGUGAUUCUGAGCUUUGAGUAAUAAAUCUUUCUUUAUAUUAAUAGGAAUAAUUUUCAAGCGUCUACGUCUAUAACGCACAAUCACUAUGGUUUUUAGAAAUAUGACUUUUGCAAACAAUUAUUCGCAGCAAAACUCAUGAAUGUGUAAGUCGUUCACACAUGAGCUUGCCUGGGGCUGGAUAAUUAAAAUUUUUAGUGGCUACACACUUGCUCCAGGCCUAUUAUGUAACGGAUAUUUUUACUUGUUUAUUUAAUAACUGUUAUUGAUUAAUGAAAGUGUCAGCAGAAUUUCACGUAGCUAUAUACUAUGACUACAGCAUGUGUAAAGGCGUGUGAAUAUCGUUGUAUGUCUUGCCAAUGGUACACUCAGUAUCAAAAGUACAAUAAAAUUAUAUGCCAUAUAAAUGUCUACUUGUCUUGAAAUUAUUUUCAUUGUUCAACUCCAUCAUAAUUUUCAUCUCUUUUUUCUAUACUGACUCUAGAAGAUAAGUUGAGAAAUUUCUAAGUUAGAAGUUAAAAUAAUCUCAUAUAGUAACUUACAAAAUAGGCCUGAAGUCAAUCUUACAAAAAAAUUAUACGUUUUUAAAACAAAUACUAAAUAACCAGUAAACAAUAAUCCAUAUUUUUACUUUUUCU
This is a messenger RNA of Phymastichus coffea, 3963 nucleotides long. It is a transcript of the gene twf, whose product is annotated as twinfilin. The record is from RefSeq and is a predicted model, not a curated record. Gene Ontology annotation, molecular function: actin filament binding; actin monomer binding. The transcript is spliced from 5 exons. Gene Ontology annotation, cellular component: actin filament; cytoplasm; myofibril. The coding region runs from base 226 to 1284 and encodes 352 amino acids. Gene Ontology annotation, biological process: positive regulation of neuron projection development; actin filament depolymerization; barbed-end actin filament capping. Lineage: Eukaryota; Metazoa; Arthropoda; Insecta; Hymenoptera; Eulophidae.